Molecule: messenger RNA, 2873 nt
Organism: Telopea speciosissima
Lineage: Eukaryota; Viridiplantae; Streptophyta; Magnoliopsida; Proteales; Proteaceae
Product: pentatricopeptide repeat-containing protein At4g39952, mitochondrial
Exons: 2
Coding region: 74-2428 (784 amino acids)
Biological process (GO): RNA modification
Molecular function (GO): protein binding; RNA binding
Source: RefSeq, a predicted model, not a curated record
UAGACCAUUAGCUCACCUUUGAUUAAUAGCUUUAAAUCAUGGUAGCCGUUGCUAACCGCUUUUCAGUAUUCCCAUGCUUGUUCUCAAACUCAACUUCCUCUGUAGGCGGAUUUCCUUUUCUCUACCAUCCAGGUUCGGCUUUCAUUCCUCAUCAACGUCAAUACAAUCAAACUACCUGAACCGCCAGCUCGAUCUCUUCCUCUCCAACCCAAUCCCGGAUUUGGAGUCUCUUCUUCAAACUCACGCUUUCAUCUACACAAGUGGUCAUUCCAACAACAUCUUCUUUGCAGCAAAGCUCAUUUAUCUGUAUUCCUCCUUUAAUAAACCUUGUUUUGGCGCUCAGGUUUUUGAAUCAAUCCAUCCCAAAGAUACCUUCCUCUGGAACUCCAUCAUCAAAUCCUACUUUUCCAAUGGAGAGUACUCACAAGCCCUUAAGCUCUAUGGCCAGAUGGUUGUCUCGGAUGCCGCUCCAAACCAUUUCACCAUCCCAAUGGCUGUUGCUGCUUGCGCCGAACUUGACUCCGUCCCACGCGGCAAGAACAUACAUGGCCUCACGUUAAAGCUCGGCCUCUUUGCCGGUAAUCCUGCUGCCGGAUCUUCUUUCGUUUAUAUGUAUUCGAAGUGCGGUGAAAUGGUAGAUGCCUCUCUGAUGUUCGAUGAAAUGCCGCUUAGAGACGUAGUUGGUUGGACUGCUCUUGUUAUUGGUUAUGUGCAGAACGAUGAUUGUGAGAAGGGUUUGUUUCGCCUUAAAGAGAUGCUCAUGAUUGGCGAAGAUGGGGUGAAACCCAAUUGGAGAACAAUUGAAGGUGGCUUACAAGCUUGUGGGAAGUUGGGUGCCUUGUUAGAAGGUAGAUGCUUACAUUGUUAUGCUCUGAAAACAGGAAUUGUGUCUUCCCAAGUCGUCGAGUCAACAUUGUUGUGUAUGUAUUCCAAAUGUGGGGCCAAUGAAGAAGCUUUUCUUGCAUUCUCAGAGGUCCCUGAUAAAGAUCUUAUUUCCUGGACUGCGAUUAUUAGUGCAUAUGCAAAAAGAGGGAAUAUUUCUGAAUGCGUGGAUUUGUUCUGGGAAAUGCAGGCUGCAGAUAUUGAUCCCGAUGGAAUUGUUAUCAGUAGUAUGCUUUCAGGUUUUGGGAAUUCCAUGAAGAUACAUGCAGGAAAGGCCUUUCAUGGACUUAUUGUGAAAAGAAAUUUUGAAUUGGACCAUAUGAUUAAUCAUUCCCUGCUGUCAAUGUACUGUAAGUUUGGGUGUGUAUAUACUGCAGAAAGGCUCUUCGCCAUGGUGUGUCAGCAGGACUCAGAAUCCUGGAACUGGAUGGUUUUUGGGUAUAAUAGAAUGGAGUUGACUUCGAAGUGCUUAGAACUGUUUAGAGAAAUGCAACAUCUAGGUUUCAGAUCUAAUUUAAACAGUCUGGUUUCCGUGAUUUCUUCAUGUUCAAAAUUAGGAGCAACACUUCUAGGCCGGUCUGUGCAUUGUUAUGUGAUUAAAGUUCAUAUUGAUGAAGAUGUUUCAAUUGCAAGUUCACUUGUGGAUAUGUAUGGCAAGUUCAGAAACCUAAAUACUGCACAGAACAUAUUUUGUAGAACUUCUAGAGAUAUUAUCACUUGGAAUACACUGAUCUCAGCUUAUACUCGUAAUGGACAUUCUAGUGAGGCUGUAGCCCUGUUUGAUAUGAUGAUUUUUGAAGACCUGAAACCCAAUUUGGCAACCUUGGUGACAGUUCUUUCGGCUUGUGCUCAUCUAGGAGCUCUGGAGCAUGGAGAAAGGGUGCACGGUUACAUCAAAGAAAGAGGAUUCGAAUGCGAUCUCUGUCUUUGUACUGCAUUAGUUGACAUGUAUGCAAAAUGUGGGCAACUGGCAAUAUCAAGAGAGGUUUUCAAUGCUAUGACUGAAAGGGAUGUUAUAUCAUGGAAUGUUAUCAUCUCCGGUUAUGGAAUUCAUGGGGAAGCUAAGUCUGCAAUCGAGAUCUUCCAGCAAAUGGAGGAAUCAGGUGUUGAGCCAAAUGAACUUACCUUUCUUGCUGUUCUCUCAGCCUGUGCUCAUGCAGGCCUGGUUGAAGAAGGGAAGUAUAUAUUUGGUAGGAUGAGGGAUUGUGGUGUGCUUCCCACUUUAAAACACUAUGCGUGUAUUGUGGAUCUUCUUGGCCGGUCAGGAAAUCUCUGUGAAGCUGAAUCCAUAGUUCUGUCAAUGCCUAUUCUUCCUGAUGGGGGUGUGUGGGGAGCUCUUCUUAGUGCUUGUAUAAUUCAUAAUAAUUUGGAGAUGGGAGAGCGGAUAGCCAAGAGGGCUAUUGAGUUGGACCCUGAAAAUGAUGGUUACUAUAUUCUGAUCUCCAACAUGUAUAAUUCUACUGGGAGGUGGGAGGAUGCGGAGAGGGUGAGAGAGAUGAUGAAAAGUAGGGGUGUGAGGAAGAGAGCUGGCUGGAGUGCAAUGUAACUCUAUAAAGUUAUUUAUUCCAUUUAUUUUAUUGUUUAAUGCUGGGCUGUUUUAUCUUGGGGGCCGAUUCACAUAUAUACUCGGUUGCAUCAUAUGGGCAUCUAUGGUCUUGAGGAUAAUUAUCAAUGGUAUAACUCAGCCUCACCAUUUCUUUGAAUUCUUAAUUUUCAGGUUCAUGAUGCCAUUUAUGGUGUUCUUAUUUAUCGACAUUCUCUGCGGGUUGUCUGUGGUACAGAUAAGUUUUCCUCCCCCUUAUCUAUUUUUUGGAAUGUUUCCAAUAGUUCAUUUUCCAUAUAAAGCAUGAGAUUGCUCCAACUUUUGAAAACCAAAUGAGAGGCGCUUAUGAUGUCCAAGGACAGGUUUUGGAAUCUUGUAACUUGUUUUCUUAAAGCUGGUUUUUUUUUAAAUCUUGUCUUUAAAUACACUUAUACCCGAGACAGACUUG